AGAUUGGCCGAUCGGUCCGAAAAGCCACAAUAACAACUUUGAAAAGCUACAACAAAAAAGAGAAAACUUUUCGUGGACGACACUUUGUAAGAUCCGCAACAACAACAACAACGGAACAACAACAACAACCUCGGCAAUAUUAUGGGGAGGUCUCAGCGGUCAGAUGGUGAAAAUCUUUCGCUGAGCCACUGAUCUUCUUGCCAAAGUUGCUGUUGCUGCUGUUGUUGUUGUUGUUGUUGUUGUUGCUGCUGGCUGCUGCUGGAUCUGUGCAAUACCAGCUUUUAUUACUGGUUUCCACUCCCGACCAAGUACUUUCUAGGCGUAUCUUUCUCUUCCUGAAAUCUGGUCAUCUUUCUCAGAUAUUAUUUUCAUCGCAUGGAUUUAUUUGAUCCACUGUUUAAUUUGCGGAUCUCUGUUUCAAUUUACUUUGAAGUUGUACAAACUAUUUUUAAAAUUGCAAUAAUAUCUUGAAUAUAAUGUUAUAACAUUUCAAUAUAAAUCCGUUCUGUUGUAUAUGCCAAACCCCUUGCCUUGUUACUUUCGCCAUACGAUAACCUAAUCGCGUCGUGAUCAAGUUUUGGGCAAAUGACAAUUUUCGACGUCAGCUGGCAUUUCCCUGGCAUAAAUCACUUUGCCACAUCCGCAGCUUCCCAGAUCUACUCGAAUUAUGAUGAAUGUGCAUCUGUGUGUGGGGUAUGAUGUACCAUAUAGUGUACCAUAUUGUGUGCUCUACGCUGGAUAGUGUGUGGUGUAUAGUAUAGUGUACAAUGUGUGUGUGUGUGUGCGGAUCAGGACGGAGGUGGAGGAUGGUGGGUGGGUAAAUCGCAAAUUUUCAGCGUCAAAUGCCAUUAAGCCAGUCCGCGUUAUUGAGUUAAAUUGGAAAAUAAGCGAGCGACAGUUGCUCUCGUUGUUGCUGCUCUUGUGUGCCUUGUGUGCCUUGUGCAAUUGUUCGCACUUGGAGACGACUGCAAAUAGUAAUGGUAAUGGUAAUGGUAAUCGCAGUCGUAAUGGGAACUGGGAUGGAACUGAAAAGCCAAACCGCGGCCAUCCCAACCGGACAGCCCUGGACAGCCGAAGCCCAAGCCCAGACCCAUUACCCCGCCCAUUCCCGCUCACUACUUGCACUGCUCCGCUGUUAUUAUGUUUGGGGGGCGGACGAUCCCCAUCAUCGUCGCGUAUGAUAGUUAUUUCAAUUAUAUAGUGCACAGCGUAGCGCUGGACCCUCCUCCAGCCAGUCAGCCAGGCAUUCCGAGCCCCGAUCCAAAGGGGUUGCGGGUCGUAGGACCGUUGAGAUUUAUCGCGUGCCCCUCGGGACUGCAAGUUCAGACUCAGAUUCAGAUUCAGUAGGAUCUUUUCUGGUUUUCAUGUUUUCUUCACUUUUAUCCAUAUUGUCGGUUCGGUUCGCACGAGAGUAUUUUCUGUGGUUUUUCAAACACGAAUUUUCCCAGAUCCAUGGAACUUGAUUUUAACAAAACAUGAAACCUAUUCUAUGGGUGCUCCAUCUUUCCCAUGAACAUCAAGAAGAAUGAUCCCGCGAUGGGCAAUGCCGGCUAUACUUGCAUACGCCGCACCUUCUGCUGGCUCAACAUCAUUUUAUGGCUGUGUAGCUGCGCGUUUUUGGGAGCCGGACUGUGGCUGCGCCUGAGCUACGAGGGCUACGCCACCUUGCUGCCCCAACACGCCGGCUUGAGUGCGGACACCAUCUUCAUGGCCAUCGGAGGAACCGGAUUCGUGGUCAGCUUCUUCGGCUGCUGCGGCGCCUGGGUGCAGUCGCGCUGCCUCCUGGUUCUGUACUUCAUGCUGAUUGUGAUGCUGUUCAUGAGCGAGUUCCUGGUGGGCUCGAUCGCCUUUCUCUUCCGCGGCGGCCUGGGACGGACUUUGGCCAACGAGCUGCGCUUCGGCAUCGAACGGCACUACAACACCAGCGACCGGGGAUCUCUGGUGGCCCCCUCGGUGGCCUCCAUCUGGGACAGUGUGCAGCACUCGUUCGAGUGCUGCGGCGUGUCCUCGUACGAGGACUGGUACGACAUCGAAUCGUGGCCGGGGAAGCGCUGGGUGCCCGAGUCCUGCUGCAGGACCCUCUACGACCAGCGCCAGGUGCUGACCGAGGGAUCCGGCGACGGAAUGAUGCGCGCCGACUGCGGGAGGUCGGAGAACCCGUCGCUGUGGUGGGACAAGGGCUGUGCCCACUCGCUCCAGAGCUGGUUCACCGGCCAGCUCAACGUGGUGGGGGCCGUGGGCCUCGGGAUCGCCUUCGUCCAGCUGUUCGGGCUGAUCACUUCGAUGCUGCUAUUCUGCACGGUGAAGCACAAGCGGGCCUCGGACACCUACAAGUCCUACUCCCCGUCUAUUGACCCCCAGACCCGCACCAGCAGCUGGGAGGAUUGAACGCGCCUGUAAAAUCCGAGGGGGCAGGGGGCAGCAAUCCCGCCGCUUCCUGUCUCCCUCCAUCUUUAUUUCUCUGUCAACUCCCUAGUUUCUAAUCCAUUCUGCGAAAUGUGCCAAAAAUUAAUUUUAUUGAAAUUGUAUUUUUUUUUUUUUUUUGUUGUAUGUUGUAUCUGUAGGCGAAAACAUAUCGAACAAAUCUAAAGGGCUAGACGAUGUGUUCGCACUGUGGGCAGUGUGAACGGGACAUACGGCUCCCAGUAAAACAAACGCACACAGAGAUGUUAAGUUAACGGUGCAUCCAUAUUGUGAUGUGCUCCGUAGUUGUAUGGUGUAACACACACAUGGGCGGGUACAGUGCGUUUCAUACGAACCAGGGAAAAGCUAGAAGUCACUGUAACCGAAAUACCCAUUAGCUAGUGUGGAUUACGCUAACCCUUUAAAUAGGAAAAGAUAACCAAAAUAUUUUUACAUACGAGUAUUUAUACAAUAUGUUACCAUUUAAAACUCUUUAGUAUUCGAAGAAGACGAAACCACAACUGCCCGCAAAGCAUCAAGACCCAAGAGUCGAGGAGGAAGAGGAGAAAGAAGAGGAGAAGGAGGAGGAGAAGGAGGAGGAGAAGGAGGAGGAGGAGGAGGAAGAGAGGGAGCAUACAGUUAGAGCAAAUAUUACUACUGCUAUGAGUACGAUUGUUUUAUUUAUACGUAUAUAUUUAUAUCAAAAUACAUUCCUACACAACAUGUUCGUGUUAAGUUACAAAUAAAUAAAAGUAUUUAUUAAAUUAAAAAAAAAAA
This is a messenger RNA of Drosophila ficusphila, 3180 nucleotides long. Its product is annotated as tetraspanin-9. The record is from RefSeq and is a predicted model, not a curated record. Gene Ontology annotation, cellular component: membrane. Lineage: Eukaryota; Metazoa; Arthropoda; Insecta; Diptera; Drosophilidae.